Molecule: messenger RNA, 993 nt
Organism: Cyphellophora attinorum
Lineage: Eukaryota; Fungi; Ascomycota; Eurotiomycetes; Chaetothyriales; Cyphellophoraceae
Exons: 2
Coding region: 1-993 (330 amino acids)
Molecular function (GO): oxidoreductase activity
Source: RefSeq, a predicted model, not a curated record
AUGCCCGGAAUCCUGAGUAACGCGCCAUCGGUGAAGGGCACCGUGCGAUACAAUCUACCUGAUACUUCGGUACGACCAGAAGAUCGUGGGUUGUUUUCUGGCCCGGCACAUAAAUCCGGUGAAGAUGUCGACGUCGAUCUCUUUGAUCCCGUCCAGGCUCCUGAGAUCAUUCAAGGGCCCGAGGGACUCGACAUUCAGGGCUUCACCUACGUCAAGCAUCAGUCAUGCUUAGGCGAAGAUGACUGGCUUGCCGGCCAUAACGUUGAGGAGAAGUAUGUUCCAGAAGUCGAGGAGCUCGUCAAACAAGUCACUGGCGCCAAGAAAGUCAUUGUCAACCACUUGGGUAUUCGAAAGCGGCUGAGCGAGAAGAACAACGAUCCGACAUUCUACCGAAAGAAAGGUGAUCAACAUGACGAUGCUGUCAAGAAGCUAGCCGGCCAGGACAAAGUAUGGGUAAACGGACGCAAGGAUGCCGGACUUGAACCAGCACGCUUUGCACACUGCGACUACACUCUCCGUGGCAUGAAGCGCACAGCUCGUUACUGUCGCUCUGACAUGAAGGCCGCCGCGAAAGAGGCUCUUGAUGCGGAAGACGAGGGUCGCACCGAUGGGCCUCGAUAUGCCGCUUAUUCUGUCUGGCGUCCCAUCAAGCCGGUCAAGCGUGACCCCUUGGCUGUGGCGGACUGGCGCACCACUGAUCCUGAGACUCUGCAGCCUGUCGAGUACCGGGCCACGAGUAAUGUGCUGGAUUCGGGAGAGUACAUGCUCGAGCAAUUGACGCAGACGCCAAACGCCAAAACCUCGGGACAAAGAUGGUACUGCAAGCCGAAUCAGCAACCAGAUGAUGUCCUCAUACUGAAGUUCGCGGACACUGAGACAGAAAGACGAGACGGCAUCAGCGCUGGAUGCGCGCACUGCUCGCCAUAUGUGCACGGUACGGAAGGGGAAGAGCCGCGGAUGAGUGUCGAAGCAAGAGUGAUGGCUUUCUGGUAA